UUGCCUACUACGCAAUAAAAAAAAAACAAGCAAAAGAAAAGGAGAAAGCCAAAGAGAACUUUUCCACUUCCUCGGCGUCCGAAGGUCGUGCCAAGUUGUGCCUUAAACUAUCGCGAAAUCGAUCGCAAUUCGCAGCGGUCCUAAUUUUAAUCUGAUUAUAGCCGGAGCGAUGGCCUUCGUGGCCGUCGCCGUCUACACCCUCCCGUCCCUCAGCUAUGCUCGGCGGCCGCAGCCCCAGCUCACGAGCUCCUUCCUCGCGCCCGGCUGGCACCUGAGCCUCCGCCACCGCCCGCUUGCGAAGAAGCAGCAGCAGCAGCAGGGGCGGAGCCGGAGAAGGGGCGGCCUCCUCGUCGUCGUCGAUGAGUUAGCGGGCCAGUACGACGAAGGAUUCGAGGACGUUCAUGUGCAACUGAUUAACUACUUCACCUACAAAGCAGUGAGGACUGUUCUCCACCAAUUGUACGAAAUGAAUCCCCCAAGCUAUAGGUGGUUAUACAACUUCGUUGUGAACAAUAAACCCACCGAUGGUAAACGAUUUCUCCGUGCAUUGGCAAAGGAGAAGCAAGACUUGGCUGAGAGAGUGAUGAUAACACGCCUUCAUCUAUAUGGAAAAUGGAUUAAGAAAUGUGAUCAUGCAAAAUUGUAUCAGAAGAUCUCCGACGAGAACUUGCAGCUGAUGCGCGAACGACUAAUCGAAACUGUCAUUUGGCCGUCCGAUGAGACGACGAACACAGAAAAAAUUGAUUGAAAACUUUCGUUUAAUUUAUAUAUGUGAUGACAAGCCCUCAUCUUAGUCAGUAGUUCAUCGAUCGUUUCAGAUAAAUAUUGGUUGUCAUACUUAUAUAUGUUGUAUAUUUCCAAGUAAUUGUGUUCUUUAAUUUGAGUCCUUUCACUCACAAGGAUUCAGGGAUACUUGCUUCCUUGUGCUUGCUAGAUGAGCUCUUGUAGUUCAUGGCAGAAGAGAUUGUGCUGUUCUUUGUCAAGUCAUGGAUGUUAAUUUCAUAGAUUUCUGCAAGUUUGUUAA
Messenger RNA from Zingiber officinale, 1024 nucleotides. Its product is annotated as chaperonin-like RbcX protein 2, chloroplastic. Gene Ontology annotation, molecular function: protein folding chaperone. The record is from RefSeq and is a predicted model, not a curated record. The transcript has 5 exons. Gene Ontology annotation, biological process: ribulose bisphosphate carboxylase complex assembly. Bases 170 to 748 code for a protein of 192 amino acids. Lineage: Eukaryota; Viridiplantae; Streptophyta; Magnoliopsida; Zingiberales; Zingiberaceae.